ACAAUUCAAGUUAUUAAAGAACAAGAUACAUCUACUUCACAUGUCGUUUGCAUUGAUGAUAAAGGUAAUGCAUAAUUUAGUUUUUACUUUUGAUUGUUAAUAUUAAGAUUCAUCAAGAGAUUUUUAUUUUUUUAUAGAUGACAAUUUAAAAAAUCAAGUUAAUGAAAAACAAGAGACACCUGCCGAUAAUCACGAACGACAAGAACAACAAGAUGACAAUAUGAUGGGCUUUAAUGAAUCUAAAGUUCAAGAUCAAAGCGUUACUAAAGAUGAAUCUGAAGUUUGUAAGGAUGAUAAGGAUAUUAAAAACUCAACACCAGAUGAGAACCCUGACGUUAAAACUGUAAGUCAAAGUACUAAUAAAGAUGAUGGUACUAGUAAUAAACUUGAAGUCCAAAAAGACAAUUCCGAAGAUGAAAGUUUUACUGAUGUGGUAGAAGAAGUCGUUAUAGAAUCUUCAGGCGUAUCUAGUUCUCAAGAAGUUUCAGUAAAUAGUAUGCUAAAACCUUCAAGUAAUUUUGCACCUGUAAAAAAUAAAAAUAGUCAAAGUGGGUUGAUAUCCGCUGAGAAUCUUGAAAGGGGUUUAAAUGAUAAUAAAUCACCCUCUAAUGAUAAAAUAUAUAAUAAUAAAAAUAAAAUACCUAAAUUAAAUGUUAAAAAAAAUCCGAAAAAUGCACAGUCAGUCGAAAGUACGACAGAGUUGAUCUCAUCACCAAAUUCAUCCGUUAGUAAAGUUGUUCCUGCAAAGAGAUCUGUACCUGAUGAUUCAAAAACUUCCGGAGAUAUAUUGGGUCCAUUUUUAGAAUUGCUUGAUGAGAAUCGGAAGAAUGAAACUUUACUGAUACAAAAACAAUCAGCUACAAACAUUACAGAUGUUCCAUCAAAUUCUCGAUCAGAAAUGAUGAACUUACCUUAUUCUUCGAUGUCUUCGGAAGAACAUCUAAAAUACCUUCAGAUCGAGGCAGUGAUUUAUCGUAAUCCGGAAUUGGUUUCAAAAGAACAACGUAAUUUUUAUCAGAAUAUGUCGGAACGGGUCAUAAACGAACAAAAGAAUUUUGAGCGAUGGCAGUUUGAAAGAUCGAAAUUGUUUGUUGGUCAUUUGAACCCAUUGAUAGAAAAUAAAGUUAUGAACCACUUAAAAUACGGCAGGCAAAGUAAUAUAAAUAGAAUAGAAUUAACAAUUGGACUUAAUCCAGCCAGUCACGGGGAACCAGAAUUAAAAUUCAAACAAAAACUCAGUUCAAUCGAAAAGCCUUUUGAAUUUUCGAUUCCACCAACAGUAGUAAAUCAAAUUCCUUUUCAAUUAGAAAAGGAACUUUGGUUAAAUGACAUUCCAUCCGCUAAUACAUUAUCAGCAGAUUUUGCUAUAAAAGAUUAUUGGCAAAAGAUGAGAAUUCCAGUGGUUAGCCAGGAUCCAUUAAUCCCUGAAAUGCUUUCCAACCAUAAAGUUGACAUUGUAAUUUCUUCUGGUGGUCUUACUGCACUUGUUGGUUUAGCUGAGUCUACAGAUGUUGAUUUGGAAAUUCCGAUCAAGAUAGUUGAAUUUACCAAAGAGAAUUCUACUCUUAAAACAAUAUAUAUCGAUAAACCAUUUGUGAAAAAGAAAAUGACACCACGUGAAAUCAAUCAAGUUUACUAUAAUACAGCUUUUAAAAGUAUGGCUUUGAAAAUGAAUAAAGAUGGCGAAUUACAACAUUCUUCACACAACCUUGAAUAUUCACUUUGGAAUAUUGAUGAUAUAAGUAUUUUGAUACGAUGUAAAUCUGAUGGAUAUUACAGAGAUUCAGAUCAAAAGAUUCGUACUGUAGGAAUAAAAUCAAAAUUAGAUUAUCAGUUGGAUUACAACUAUGAAAGUAUCAGUUUUAUUGAGCAAUCGCGCUGGUGGAUUUAUUCGAUGAUACGAAAUAAAGCUGAUCUAAUGCUUGGUCGAAUCGAUGUUCCAAUGAAUACCCUAAAUAUGGUCGAGAGAGUAUCAGCAGAAAAUAUUCUCCCUGAUGAAAAUCGGGUGAAAUCACUUGUCAAAAAGUUGCACUACAUUUUUAAGCAAUUACAACGGUAUAUAUUAACGAUAUUUUAUGAACGAAUUCUUAUUUAACUGGAUUCUAAUUUUGCAAUUUUUGAUAUUUUUAAUUCUUAGCCAAUUAUUUCAAGGAUCAUAUAUCCUUCGUCACGAGAAAGGUGAAGCUUAUGCUGUAGUUUAUAAGAGCGUUGAAACUGCUGAAAACUACUCACUUACCAGCUCAAAGCUUACUGAGAUUGACCGUGAAACAAUAUCAUUUGUGCCAUUAGUAUGGAAAGGUCUACAAGCUCAGAUUAGAAAUACAUUUCCUUUUAGAACUGAGCAAACUCGAGGCCCACCCCAAAAAAAAUCAAAAAAGAAGUUCAACGUACCAAGCGAAAAAUCAAAAUCAAGGUCAAAAUCAAAAUCGAAAUCAAAAUCAAAGAAAAGUAA
Messenger RNA from Rhizophagus irregularis DAOM 181602=DAOM 197198, 2452 nucleotides. The record is from RefSeq and is a predicted model, not a curated record. Lineage: Eukaryota; Fungi; Glomeromycota; Glomeromycetes; Glomerales; Glomeraceae.